Exophiala oligosperma is the source of this 1622-nucleotide messenger RNA. RefSeq lists its product as uncharacterized. The transcript has 4 exons. Bases 313 to 1299 code for a protein of 328 amino acids. The record is from RefSeq and is a predicted model, not a curated record. Lineage: Eukaryota; Fungi; Ascomycota; Eurotiomycetes; Chaetothyriales; Herpotrichiellaceae.
CUUCACCUUCCUCUCACUUCUCCGUCUCUUUCUUUGUUAGACACACACACACACACACACGUACACGAGGUCCCACUUUCCUGUCACUCUUGCUUUGGCUUCAGUACCUGCAUCUUAACUGCCCUGAUCUUCUCUGUCACAAAUUCCUCUUAAACCCUCUCCCGCACUCUGCGCAUCGACCAUUUCUUUACAUCACUCUUCUCAAGCAUUUGGCCCUGAUCGUCUGCCUUCUCACAUCCCGCCUCUCAAUUCCACCUCCAGUACCGUGCAUCUUAGUACAGUACCAUUACUACGCGCAACCUUCCAUCAACCAUGAAGACCUUCAUCGCUGCCGCUGCCCUCGUUGGCGUCGUCGCUGCCCAAACUCUCUCCGACCUUCCAGCAUGCGGUCAAACAUGUGUCAACAACAUGCUUGGACUUGCCAGUUCCUUGGGCUGCCCUAACGUCAACAAUUCCCCUGAUGUCGGUUGUCUUUGCAAGAACAAGGACUUCGGUUAUGGAAUUCGCGACUGCGCAACUCAAGCUUGCCCAAGCGGAACUGAUCUCAAUCAAAUCAUUGCCUUCGGUAACAGCUACUGUUCCUCGGUUGCGUCCACUGUCUCCGGCUCUCUCGCCGCUACCUCUGCCCUGACCGCCUCUGGUACGGCUACUGGCCCCGCUGGAUCCGCAAGCGGUGCUUCUACCUUGUCUGGCGGUGGUGCUGGUGGCUCUGGCUCUGGCUCCGGCUCCGGUUCUGGUUCCGCUACUGCAACUGGAUCUGGCUCUGGUAGCACCGGUGGUGCUGGUGGUGCUGGUGGCUCUGGCGCUUCUUCCACUCCAAUCUCUACCGAGACUCGAUUCACCACCAUUACCACCGACGGAAGCACAAUUACCAGCGCAAUCGAAACCUCGACCAUCUUCAGUGCCAUUGGUGGUGCAGGAGGUUCGGCCGCUUCUGGUGCUUCGAGCGCUGGAUCCAGUGCCUCUUCAGGUGCCUCGUCUGCUGCGUCUGGUGCAAGCGCUUCAGCGUCUUCACUCGCCUCGUCUCUCUCCUCUAAAGCCGAAUCCGCUUCCUCUGCUGCCUCAGGUGCCGGUGCAUCUGCCUCGUCCUCCGCAGCUUCGGUCGCCAGCUCGGUCUCUUCUCAUCUCUCCAGUGCCACGGGUGCAGCCGGUUCUGCAGCCAGCUCCGCAGGUGGCUCAGCUACCUCAGCUGCUGGUUCUGCUGCCUCGUCUGCUGCAGGCAACCCCGCGCCCAUGGUCACCGUGGCUGCUAAUGGGCUUGCUGGAAUCGCAGGUCUUGCUGCUGUCAUGCUGUUGUAAAGAGAAGAAACAACACAGCUGAUAUCCCAGAGUGAGAGAGUCGGACGACCUUUUCGAAUUUGCUUGCAAAAAUCACUGUUGAUACCCAGAUCCGCAUGGAACAGCAUUGCAUUCACGCUUUUAGACGUGAUAACGGACAGAUCGGCGAAAGUGACACAAUUGCUGGACCAUUCAUGAUCAGUGCAAACUGCGAAUUAAUGCUUUACGAUGUACGGAUUAGUUGCAUCUUCACCAUCAGCAAAAAGCAUGCAGCUUUCUGCUUUAAUAGGCCUGAGCUUAGGCUGAAUAGCUAAUAAGAGACAUCAUAUCGAUUGUCCAAAGAA